This is a messenger RNA of Mangifera indica (mango), 1060 nucleotides long. RefSeq names its product membrane-anchored ubiquitin-fold protein 6. Gene Ontology annotation, molecular function: protein binding. Lineage: Eukaryota; Viridiplantae; Streptophyta; Magnoliopsida; Sapindales; Anacardiaceae. The record is from RefSeq and is a predicted model, not a curated record. Bases 421 to 774 code for a protein of 117 amino acids. The transcript is spliced from 3 exons.
UGUUAGUUAUAUGUAAAAAUCUAAGUUGAAAAGCUGCCAUUUGGUUACUCUAGUUUAUUUCUUUCUUUCUACUUCAAGUAAUUCAACAGUUGAACUUGUUUGUCUGCCUCUUCCUUCUCUCUGUUAAGCUUAACCAAUCCUAAUCAUUUCUGACUCCAACAUUACCUUAUUCUUGAUUGAAAAUACUGUCUGCUUCAUGGUUUUUUUUUGUCUUCGAUCUAUUUUCAGUAAAUCUUUGGUAAAUAUCAGUGGUAUCUGAUCUAAUUCAUGAGAAUGCUCAGUUUUUUCUGGUAAAGAUCCUUUCUUUCUGUCCCAAGAAAAGGCUCUUUUUUUUUUCCUUUUUUUUUUCAAUUUCAGGUGGUGUGAGGAGAGUAUUAUGAUAGGUUGAGGUGGGUUCUUGGUAAGAAUAUUGAUUCAUCAAUGGCAGAAGAAGAUCUGAUAGAACUCAAGUUCAGGCUUGCAGAUGGCACUGACAUAGGUCCAAACAAGUAUAGUCCAGCAACCACUGUUGCCUCUCUGAAAGAGAAAAUAAUUGCACAAUGGCCUAAAGAUAAAGAAAACGGUCCGAAGGUGGUGAACAAUUUGCAGCUCAUUCAUGCUGGAAAGAUACUGGAGAAUAACAGGACGAUUGCCGACUCCAGACUCCCAGUUGUUGAACUUCCAGGAGGUGUCAUCACUAUGCAUGUUGUUCUACGCCCUCAUUUACCCGACAAAAACAAUAAACUGCAGAAUGAUCAUCCAAACAAGUCCAGGUGUUCAUGCACAAUCUUGUGACUGCAUGUUAAAGCUUCUGUACUGUCUUUAGAGCUUCUGUUUGUUCCCAUUAGAUGUUUACCCAAGUACAGCUGAGAAAAUUCUGAUUGUUGGGGGAGUUGCAGGAUUUCAAGGGGCUUCCAAAAGGAAAAGCUUGGAGGUCUUUGGUCAAGAUGUUUAUUUACUGCUUAACCUUGUGGUUUACUCAACUAAAAUACCUUGCAUUCCUUCAUUGGUUGUGAAUGAAACAAAAAGAGAAAAAAAAGGUAAAUCAUAGGGAUAAAAAGAAUUGAUCAGUUCUGUUUUA